AGUCGGGGGCCUGCCAGGGCGCCCCUUGGGGAGAGGGCUUGGGGGAGGGGCCCGGCACGCGCGUGCGAGCCCCCCGCCCCUCCCCCCGCGGGCCUCGGUUCUAACGACCCGGUGGGUCUGGGUCGAGAGCUGAAGGGAGGGAGAAAGGUGGGAGCCCCAGCCUUCCUCACUGGCUCCCUCCCAACCCCACACCGUCCAGCCCCAUGGUCCCCGCCGCCGGCGCGCUGCUCUGGGCCCUGCUGCUGAGUCUGGGGCCCCGGGCGGCGGGGGCCGAAGGCCUGACUUCGACCGCAAUGCCGCGGGACAGUUUCCGCUUCGGGGGCCCUAUGACCCGCAGCUACAGAACCACCGCCCGGACCACUCCAGGCGUUGUAUCCCCAAGGAUGAGGGUGACAAUGGAGGAUGAGGACGACGUCGUGGCCGCUGCCGACCGCCUGGCAGGCCCGGCCGCUGCGGAGCUCUUGGCCUCUACGGUGGCCACAGGCAGCAGGUCACGAUUGUCGCAGGAGGAGGAUGGGUCUUUGGAAGAAGGGGUUGUGAUUUACGCCAGAAAGAAUGACACCGAGUCGGAGACUGACAGUACGACCCGCUUUACGCCUGGGAGGCCUAGCCCAUACCUUACAGCGAAUGACGAGGAUUCUGACAAGAUGAGUUCAAGCCUGCCUCACUCCAGCUGGAAGGCUAAUGUGGACUCACAGCCCUCUGACAGUACCGCGAACCCGUGGUCCUCAGCAGGGUCCACCCUGAACCAGUGGCCGCCUCCCUCGCCCUCGGCCAUGCCAGCUCCGGAGGAUCUGCGGCUGGUACUAUUGCCCUGGGGCCCGUGGCACUGCCACUGCAAGUCGGGCACUAUGAGCCGGACCCGGGCCGGGAGACUGCAUGGCCUUUCGGGCCGCCUGCGAGUUGGGGCGCUGAGUCAACUCCGCACCGAGCACCGGCCUUGCACCUACCACCUAUGCCCCUGCAACCGCGAGCGGGAGGAGUGCCCCCUAGACGCAGGUCUCUGUGCUGACACCCGCUGCACCACUCAGACCACCACUCAGACCACCACCAGGGCCAUCACCACCACCACCACCGCUCCCUUCCCCCCUCUAACCAGCAGACUCAGACCCGCCCCUUUUAUCCCCAGUCCCACUCCCAGCCCCCACCCAGCCUAUGCUUUUUGGAAACGGGUCAGGAUUGGGCUGGAGGAUAUUUGGAACAACCUCUCUACAAUGUUCACAGAGAUGGAACCAGUAAGUGUUUAGUGAUGAGCCAGGAUUUUUGUUAAUGAAUCUGAAAAGUCCUGAUAUACAGAAACCUGUUGCUAAACCAGCCAGCAUGUCUGCAUGAACUGUUACCUUGUUCGGUUAUUGAUUCAUAAUAUGCACUGGUUAUUCACAUUUAUUGUUAGCAAUUGAUUCCAUAUACCAUUUCUUGAGCAACUGCUGUUUGGCUAUUAGGCAACAUGUACUGUUGGUCACUAGAUGAUUAUUGACCAAACUGUUAAGAUGGUAGUUAUAUGAAGAAUUCUUGAUGUGGAGAUGAUUAAUGCAUGUGGAAGAUAUUCAUGGUUUUCAGUUUAUUAAUGCAGCUUAACAGUAACAGCCACCAAUAUCUGAGGUCUUCCUCUGUGCACUUUGCCUGGAUCAAUCCUCACAACAACCAUAUCAUAUUAUUAUUCACACCUUACAGAUGAAGAAACAGGGCUUUUAAAGCUAGUAAGUAGCAGAAUCACAGCAGGAUUUAAACUAGGUUUGUUUGACCCUAGUGCCAAUGCUCUUAACCACUACUAACCCAAAGAAUUGUCCUUCUGGGAUUCCCAGAAACUUAAGAACUCUCAAAGAAGGAUAGUCCUUUACUUUUACCAAAAGAGCUACCAAAGUUCCUGACUGACCUGAUAAAAUAUUCUCAAGGUCUCAGGAUAAUAGGUCCUUUGGGGAAAGACAAUAAAAUGUAUACUUGGUUAUUUUGUCAGUUUCUGUCCUUGUCUUUCUCCUUAUAUGUCCAAUACCAUUAUUCAAUAUAAUAAAGCAUAGUGUGCUAUAGUGUUGAGGGGAUGAGGGUUUGUGCAAAGAGGGAAAUGAGGCAAGGAAGGGAAAAGAAUAUGGAUGUGGUUAUAAUAUUUUCCCUUCUAUUUUGUUUCCUCACCCAGAUAAAGAGAAAUCAGAGGUAAUGGCCACUUCAACCACAAGAGGAGGUGUCAGCAUCUCAACCUCUCCUCCCCCUUGAACCCCGUACCCACUGGAUUUAUUUUUAGUACAGAAAAACAAAACUAGAAAAAAACUGUUUGGUCAUGUAUCUUUGUACAGAGGUACCUGAAGGAGACCAUAAAUCUCUUGAACCUUAAAACUGAACUGUGUAGCUAACAGCAUCUGACUUGGUCUCGUCCCCUCUCCUCCAGGAUAAAAAUGUUGAUAUUGCUCAUCUUCCUCACUUCUAUUUUUUAAUGUCUAUUCAUGUCCUCUAUUUUUUAAAUUUUUAUUUAUUUGACUGCGCCGGGUUUACUUGAGGCACUCAGGAUCUUUAGUUGCAGCGUGUGAACUCUUACCUGUGGCAAGGGGCCUCUGGUUCCUGACUAGAGAUGGAACCUGGGGCCCCCACGCUGGGAGCUCGGAGUCUUAGCCAUUAGACCACCAGGGAAGUCCUCAUCUUCCUCAUUUCUAAAGUUGCUUUUAAACAAGUACUUCUUUAAAGACUUGAAAAAUCUCAGAUAAAUGCCCCCCAAAAAAGGAACAGGAAGAACAAGUUGAGCCCUUGGCAGGUGAUAGUGGUCUUCUUGCCUUCACAACCCUUAGCCUUCUCUCCUCAGAAGAGGCAAGGUCAGAACACAACGCUACGACAGCCACUUUCUUGGAGCUGCCUUCAUUAACAAUGUCUACCCUCUAACCCACACA
Molecule: messenger RNA, 2876 nt
Organism: Capra hircus (goat)
Lineage: Eukaryota; Metazoa; Chordata; Mammalia; Artiodactyla; Bovidae
Gene: C3H1orf56
Product: chromosome 3 C1orf56 homolog
Exons: 1
Coding region: 204-1247 (347 amino acids)
Biological process (GO): regulation of cell population proliferation
Source: RefSeq, a predicted model, not a curated record